AGUGGUUUGGCUGGUGAGAUGGUAUGAAAGUCUGCUCAGAUUAACUCAAGCCUGGCAUAUCUCCAGGCUUCAGUGUGAUGGUGGGUCUGAAGGAAGAGAAACAAAACAGGAAGAGGGGCUUGUAGGAGGGCUGAAAGCUCUCUGGGAGCUGUUAAGACUCCAGCAAAGUGAGAGCUCAGUCUGCUAGCUCCAGAGCCAGACGAUAAACGCAGCAGCAAGAGGAUGUGGGGGCUCAGUGAGUUUUUUGUGGCUCUGGUUGCGUUUCUCUUGAUUGUGCAGUUUCUGAAGCUGCAAUGGGCAGGUAGGCGGCUUCCCCCUGGACCAACUCCCCUCCCCUUCAUCGGGAACUGGUGGCUGUUGGGAUUUAAACUUCACCCUGAGGAUCUCGAGAAGUUGGCACAGAUUCAUGGGAAUAUCUUCACCUUGUGGUUGGGAGAGAGCCCCGUGAUUGUAUUGCAUGGAUUCCAAGCAGUGAAAGACAGUCUGACCACCUACCCUGAAGGUGUUUCUGGCCGGCCAACAACCCCUUUCUUCAAUGAAAAGGCCAAUGAAAAGGGUAUUCUUUUGACAAGUGGUCACACUUGGAAGCAGCAGAGACGCUUCGGGCUGAUGACCCUGCGGAACCUGGGACUGGGCAAGAAUGGCCUGGAGCACCGAAUCCAAGAGGAGGCCCGUCACCUGGUGGAGUACUUAAUGAGUGAGAGAGGACAGCCCUUGGACCCUAGUGUCUCCUUCAGACAAGCACUUUCAAAUGUCAUUUGUGCUGUGGUUUUGGGACAUCGCUUCUCCGCCAACGAUGAGACCUUCCAGCAGCUGCUUAAAGCCAAUAGCUGUGUGCUCAGAUCCUCGGGCUCUCUCAGCAAGAGACUGUACGAUACUUUCCCCUGGCUCAUGGACCACCUCCCAGGACCUCACAAGAAGGUGCGGUCCUGCGAGGGGUUUCUGUAUUGUUUUGCAAAGGAAGAGAUCAGACGCCAUGAGGAGAGUAGGGUACCAGAUGAGCCACAGGAUUUCAUUGACUUCUACCUGGCACAGAUGGUCAAAUGCAAAGACGACCCCACGGCUACGUUCGAUGAAGGUAACCUGAUUCAGACUAUCCUGGAUCUUUUCAUAGCAGGCACAGAGAGCACAGCCACGACCCUGCUCUGGGCACUGAUCAGCCUGGUGCUUCAUCCCGACGUCCAAGAGAAGGUCCAGAAGGAGCUGGCUGCUGUGUUGGGUCCUUCCCAGUUAAUCUGUUACGAAGAUCGGAAGAACCUGCCCUACACCAAUGCCGUGAUUCAUGAGAUCCAGAGGUACAAUUGCAUUGCCCCGGUCGGAGUCGCCAGACAAUGCGUGAAGGACACAACACUCUUGGGGUUACCUGUCCCAAAGGGCACUGUCAUCUUGCCAAAUAUAUGUUCUGUCUUGUCUGACCCUGAGCAGUGGGAGACACCUCGCCAGUUCAACCCGACUCACUUCCUGGAUAAGAAUGGAAACUUCAUUAGCAGAGAAGCGUUCUUACCAUUCUCAGCGGGGCACCGUGUGUGUUUGGGGGAGCGCCUGGCAAGGACUGAGCUCUUCAUCUUCUUCACCAACCUGCUGAGGGCAUUCACCUUCAGGCUGCCAGAGGGAAUGACUGAAAUUAACACUGAGCGUAUUUUCGGAGGCCUUUUGCAACCUCACCACUAUAAGAUCUGUGCUGUUCCUCGCUAGGCAGCAGCACGUCACAGACCACCAGGAAACCCAAUAGGCAGGGGUGUUUCUCAUGGUGAAUUUCCAUAA
This is a messenger RNA of Chelonoidis abingdonii (Abingdon island giant tortoise), 1764 nucleotides long. RefSeq names its product cytochrome P450 2J2-like. NCBI's taxonomy places the organism in Eukaryota, Metazoa, Chordata, Testudines, Testudinidae. Gene Ontology annotation, molecular function: heme binding; oxidoreductase activity, acting on paired donors, with incorporation or reduction of molecular oxygen, reduced flavin or flavoprotein as one donor, and incorporation of one atom of oxygen; iron ion binding. The record is from RefSeq and is a predicted model, not a curated record. Gene Ontology annotation, cellular component: intracellular membrane-bounded organelle; cytoplasm. Gene Ontology annotation, biological process: xenobiotic metabolic process.